Molecule: messenger RNA, 921 nt
Organism: Octopus sinensis (East Asian common octopus)
Lineage: Eukaryota; Metazoa; Mollusca; Cephalopoda; Octopoda; Octopodidae
Exons: 1
Coding region: 1-921 (306 amino acids)
Source: RefSeq, a predicted model, not a curated record
AUGUCGACAUUGAUGGAAAUACAGCAUGAAUAUCUGCUUAAAGAAAUUGAAAAGAAGCAGAUGCACUCUAUCUUAUUUCAAUGUCUGAAAGACACGGAAGUAAAUGUUUGUGAAUCUUCUGGAUGGUUGGUUAAUGGAAAUCAUUCCCCCAUGACUGAAGGGAGACUGUGUCUACUUCAGGACCGCAACAUGUUUUUUGAUAAUGGAGAAAAUAAGUGCACGCAUUGUAACUCGGCAAGAAAAACAGUUGAUCACCUUGCAACUAGGUGCGGGAGAAUGCUGAAUAGCUCAUAUCUCAGACGGCAUAACGAAGUAGUCAGAUGUAUUCACUUACAUCUCUGUCGUCAAUAUGGAAUAAGGAAAACUAAGAGACUAAAGACACACUCAGUUCAAUCUGUUGUUAGCAAUGAAUUUGUGGAGAUUCGUGUGGAUACUACGAUUAGUACGGAUACAGCUGUGGCGAAUAACAAACCUGAUAUAUUUGUCCAUGACAAAGUGAGGAAUACAAUCACCCUUAUCGAAGUUGGGGUUACUUCGCAAAAUUGCCUAAAGCAGGUCGAAGUUGAGAAGUUCCACAAAUAUGACUUAUUGGCAAAUGAACUUGAAGCAAUUCAUCACGCAAAAGUGAAAGUAAUCCCUGUUGUAAUGACCUGGGAUGGAAUUGUCUCAAGAUUUUUCAAGGGUCAUCUUGAUGUCCUCAAGCUGGAAGAAAGAGUGAGAGCAUAUAUCCAGACAGUGGUUCUGAGGAAGACAUUGGAGAGCAUGCAGGCUGAAGAGAGGCAUGGUAUAUCGAUACCUAGUGAGGAGAAAGCUGAAACGGAAUGUCAACCAAGGACAGCCUCAGAAUAUGGAGUGUGCUUCGACGAGAACACACCCAUACGGUCACUGGAUUAUGGGCCCAAAAAGAGAAGAUUAAGCUAA